Messenger RNA from Myotis myotis, 8145 nucleotides. It is a transcript of the gene NEBL, whose product is annotated as nebulette. Gene Ontology annotation, molecular function: actin filament binding. The coding region runs from base 519 to 3503 and encodes 994 amino acids. Lineage: Eukaryota; Metazoa; Chordata; Mammalia; Chiroptera; Vespertilionidae. The transcript has 27 exons. Gene Ontology annotation, biological process: cardiac muscle thin filament assembly. Gene Ontology annotation, cellular component: Z disc; focal adhesion. The record is from RefSeq and is a predicted model, not a curated record.
UUGAAUGAUCCAGAUUCACUAUACCAAAUCAGAGAUAUGUCUGACAUUCUAGUGAAAGCUUUAUUUAGAAGGAGUUGAGGAAUUCUUUGAGAUAACAGGCUUCUGACUAUGCUAUCUUGAGUGUUAAAGCUGAGUGGUUUUCCCAGAAUCUUGAAGUCUUUUUCAAAUUCUUUUAUGAAUGAAUUGAAUUAGAGAAAUAUAAAUAAAUUGUCUUUUUUGAAUUUCUUAGUUUAAAAAAAAUGCUGACUUGAAUGUUCAUAAAACUGAAUUUUGCUCGUUGAAAUGUUAUUUCCCCUUAGGAGGCUAGCCCUGGUCCACCUCCGGGAUUCUGUUCCAUCCACUCACACACAGUUAUGAUAAGGAGAGUGAAGUGUGAGCUAAAUAGGGAGGAGGCCUGGGCAAGGUCAUUUCUGCCAGAACACCGGAGAUGCUAAGAUCUCAAGGGUGCCAUAAACAUAAACAGAUGUUACAUUAGAGAAUUAAAACAGUGUACAUACAUAUAGCGAGAGGGAGUAAAAAUGAGGGUCCCUAUAUAUGAGGAUGUAAAGGGUGAAACUGAAGAGGAGAAAGCGGAGGAAGAAGAAAAUGAAGAAGACAAGGUAUUCUUUAAGCCUGUUAUUGAAGACCUGAGCAUGGAAUUGGCCAGAAAAUGCACCGAACUCAUUAGCGAUAUCCAUUAUAGAGAAGAGUAUAAAAAAUCUAAGGACAAGUGUACAUUUGUGACUGACACUCCGAUGCUGAACCAUGUAAAAAAUAUUGGUGCUUUUAUUUCUGAGGCAAAAUACAAAGGUACCACUAAGGCGGACCUCUCAAAUUCUCUCUAUAAGCAGAUGCCAGCCACAAUUGACAGUGUCUUCGCAAGAGAAGUCACACAGCUUCAGAGUAAGAUCGCCUACAAACAGAAACAUGAUGCUGCCAGAGGACUCUCAGAUUACACCCAUAUGAAGGAGCCACCUGAGAUCAAACAUGCCAUGGAGGUCAAUAAACACCAGAGUAAUAUUUCUUAUAGAAAAGAUAUGCAGGGCACCCACAUGUAUAAUGCAGAGCUCAACAGACCAGACAUCAAGAUGGCAACGCAGAUCUCCAAGAUCGUAAGCAAUGCAGAAUACAAGAAAGGCCAAGGAGUAAUGAAUAAAGAGCCUGCUGUAAUUGGAAGACUAGAUUUUGAACAUGCUGUUGAAGCUUCUAAACUUUCUAGUCAAAUUAAAUACAAAGAAAAAUUUGAUAAUGAAAUGAAGGAUAAGAAACAUCAUUACAAUCCCCUUGAAAGUGUUUCUUUUAAGCAAAGCCAGCUUGCCACUGAGCUGGCAAGCAAUGUGAAGUACAAGAAAGACAUUCAAAAUAUGCACGAUCCAGUUUCGGAUCUCCCAACCUUGUUUUUAGACCAUGCUUUGAAAGUCAGCAAAAUGCUCAGCAGACGAGAGUAUAGGAAGAUUUUUGAGGAAAACAAAGGCAUGUAUCAUUUUGAUUCGGACGCUGCAGAUCACCUGCACCACAAAGGCAACGCCAUCCUGCAGAGUCAGGUUAAGUACAGAGAAGAAUAUGAAAAAAAUAAGGGGAAAUCGAUGCUUGAAUUUGUUGAGACACCAUCAUAUCAAGCUUCAAAGGAGGCCCAGAAGAUGCAGAGUGAGAGAGUUUACAGAGAGGAUUUUGAGAGAGAGAUUAAAGGAAGGUCAUCACUGGAUUUAGACAAGACUCCAGAAUUUCUGCAUGUAAAGUACAUCACCAACUUACUGAAGGAGAAGGAAUAUAGAAAAGAUUUGGAAAAUGAAAUAAAAGGGAAAGGAAUGGAACUUAAUUCAGAAGUUCUUGAUGUUCAAAGAGCAAAACGAGCCUCUGAAAUAGCUAGUGAGAAAGAAUACAAGAAAGACCUGGAGUCAGAAAUUAAAGGGAAAGGAAUGCACGUUGGCAUUGAUACCCUUGAAAUACAACAUGCCAAAAAAGCUUCAGAGAUAGCUUCAGAGAAAGACUAUAAAAGAGAUCUAGAGACUGAAAUUAAAGGAAAGGGCAUGCAGGUGAGCACAGACACACUUGAUAUCCAGAGAGCCAAGAAAGCAUCCGGAAUGGCCAGCCAGAUAGAAUAUAAGAAAGAUCUGGAAACAGAAAUCAAAGGGAAAGGAAUGCAAGUGAGCAUGGACGUUCUGGAUAUGCUGCGAGCCAAGAGGGCAUCGGAAAUCUAUAGCCAGAAAAAGUAUAAAGAUGAAGCAGAGAAGAUGCUUUCUAACUAUUCUCCUGUGGCAGAUACUCCUGAAAUCCAGAGAAUUAAGACAACUCAACAAAACAUUAGUUCAGUAUUUUAUAAGAAAGAAGUGGGAGCUGGCACAGCAGUAAAAGAUUCUCCAGAGAUUGAACGAGUGAAGAAAAAUCAGCAGAAUAUUAGUUCACUCCAGUACAAAGAGCAGAGCUACAGGGCAACCCCAGUCAGCAUGACACCAGAGAUAGAGAGAGUGAGGAGGAACCAGGAGCAGCUGAGUACGGUAAAAUACAAAGGAGAGAUUAAACAGGCAACUGCAAUUUCUGAUCCACCAGAGCUGAAGAGAGUCAAAGAAAACCAGAGGAAUAUCAGCAAUGUUUAUUAUAAAGGUCAGCUGGGAAGAGCUACAGCUUUAAGCGUAACUCCUGAGAUGGAAAGAGUAAAGAAGAAUCAAGAAAAUAUUAGUUCGGCAAGUGGUUUUAUUCCUUUUGGACUAUCACAAAGGGUAAAAUAUACUCAGGACCAUAAACAGAUGAAAGGUAGACCAAGUCUUAUUUUAGAUACACCUGGUCUGAGACAUGUCAAAGAAGCGCAAAAUCAUAUCUCAAUGGUCAAAUAUCAUGAAGAUUUUGAAAAGACAAAGGGGAGGGGCUUUACCCCUGUCGUGGACGACCCUGUGACAGAGCGCGUGAGGAAGAACACCCAGGUGGUCAGCGAUGCCGCUUACAAAGGUGUCCACCCUCACAUCGUGGAGAUGGACAGGAGACCUGGCAUCAUUGUUGACCUCAAAGUUUGGCGCACAGAUCCUGGCUCCAUCUUCGACAUUGACCCCCUGGAAGACAAUAUUCAGUCUAGAAGUCUACACAUGCUCUCUGAAAAGGCAAGUCAAUAUAGGAGACAGCGGUCUCGAUCUCAUUCGAGCAGUACUUUUGGUACAGUUCUUGGAGAUGACAAGUCAGAAAUAUCCGAGAUUUACCCUAGCUUUUCGUGCAGCAGUGAGGUGACAAGACCGUCUGAUGAAGGAGCACCUGUUCUUCCUGGAGCCUACCAGCAGAGCCAUUCCCAAGGCUACGGGUACAUGCACCAGACCAGCCUGUCGUCCAUGAGGUCAAUGCAGCAUUCACCAAAUCUAAGGACCUACCGAGCCAUGUACGAUUACAGUGCCCAGGAUGAAGAUGAAGUCUCCUUCAGGGACGGCGACUACAUUGUCAACGUGCAGCCCAUCGAUGACGGCUGGAUGUACGGCACGGUGCAGAGAACUGGGAAAACCGGGAUGCUCCCAGCAAAUUACAUUGAGUUUGUGAAUUAAUCAUUUCCCCAUGCCCUUUGAGCUUUACUCUAAUGUAUACUAAACCUAGUCUUUUUAAAAGAUAGAAGACACUUUUAAGACAACUUGGCAGUUAUUUUACAGUAAUUUACCCUUCCUUUGACAAUUAGACACACAGGUACCAGGAAGAAGGAAUGAUUUCUGGGCUGAGAACAGCAGCAUUUUCAGUAGUUCCUGUAAACAAAACAAUUAGGUCUGGAGACCUGGUGCUGCUAAUUGUAUUACUGGUGUGUGGUUUUUUUUUUGUUUUUUUUUUUUUGAUUGGCUACUGAACCCUUCUGGGGAGAUGUAUUUUUGUAGACUUUAAUAGAGAUGUUGAUUGUCUUGUAAAUGUAACACGUAUAUGAGACUUCUUAGCUGUCACUUUGGAAUCACCAGAAGCCAAUUCUCUUAAUUCAGCAACACAGCCAAUAAUUUAAAAACCGUGUAGCUUUGGAGUCAUUAGGCAAUUUCCAAUUCCAGUGAAAAUCAUCUAGUAUAAUAAAGUAAGCAAUGGCAAAAUGACAGUUUUGUUAAAAUUAUAUUGAGUGGUGGCCUUAGGGACCUAGAAACUUCUACUGAACAAAGAAAUUUUUUGUUUCCUUGGCCAACUUGGGUCUAUUUAUUUCUUAUUUGUACCGACAUAUCCUACUCUCCACUUACAUUCUAUGGACCCACACGUAUGCUUGGCUCCACAGAAUGUCAGGACCAAAUAACUUCAUAGCUAUUCUGCAAGGGGCAGAUUUAAGGCCAUCUAUAUGAUUUCCCUAAUAGCCUUUACCCUGUUGCAUGACAUGUAGGUUCAAGCUUCUGUAACAUAGGCAGCUGCACUGCCCAUUACUCCUACUAGAUCUAAAAGUGUGGCUGAUAUCUCAAAGCCUUUCCUCUAGUAGUCAGCUCAUCAGAAAAACAUAAUUUGAAAAGUUGCUUGAGAUUCUCCUGCUGCAUUGCACUCUAGUUUUGAAGGAUGUACACUUUAGGAAAUAGAUGUAUACUCUAGUAAAUAAGUGAUUUAGGUGUUUAUUGAACAGCUUUCAUUAACUUAAUGCCGCUGCUGAUUUAAAAGUUAAGAAAACUUAACAGGAGCCAGUGACAAAGUGGGAUAGGAAGUGUGCUAGACAACAGCAGUGAACAAAAAGUGACCGACCCAAUCUACAGAGAGAGAGAGAGAGAGAGGGAGAGAGAGAGAGAGAGAGAGAGAGAGAGAGAGAGAGAGAGAGAGACAGAGAGACAGAGAGAGAGAAUCUGGUUUCUUGUUUUGGAAAAGGUAUUCAAAUUCUGGAAUGGAAUUAUAGCCACUGAAACCAGUAAAACAAAAGACUUUCUUGUCACUUUCUGCUUUUUACUUUCUAAAUCACAUUCAGGGGGCGGUAUAGGAAUGUCAUCAGAGAUUGUAGGUCCAGGCACAGGCUGUUCACUGAAAAUGGAAUUGUUGUCAGAUUUUGAUUUUUCAAAUGAGUGACCUUGCAGUUUCUUUCUGGAUUCGCAGCCAUGACUGCAGCCUUUGCUGGUGGGUUGUGACUUUCACCUGAGUCCACAGUCAAGAUCACCUGAGAUUAACAUCCAUCAGCAACUGUGUUUUUCUGAUUGUGUCGUUUAUUGGGACCUGCAACAGGGUAGCAUUCAUGUAGGAUCUGACUCUAUAGUUGAGGUGGAGCUGAAAAAGCUGUCUCAAAAAUGUAAUAAAAUGUAUGGGUUGGGGAUAUCUCCUUAUACCUUUUAAUCAAAGAAACUAACAAAAUAUAUUUUAUUGAAAUGUUUAUCAGUCCAAAGGCAAACAUUAAUUUAUUAACACCUUUGAGAGCUUAGCAAAUACUUUUGAAAAUCUGUAGUUUCAUUUUAGCUAGCUAAAAGGGUAAAGAGAAUAAAAUUUAUUGCACGCAAGCUUCAUCUGCAUGACACCGACAUAAAAUUGAAGAGAGACAAAAUUCAGGCAAAUAACUAGAGACUUUUUUUGAGUGAGCUUUACAGAAUAGGCAGUUUGACUGAUUUCCUAUCAUUGAAAUGACCGGUCAUGAUUAGAUUGAUUAAACCCCAUAUCAGUUUUGAUGUCCUGUACACAAACCUACAAACACAAACUUAAUUUGCAAUAUUCUUGCAAAAAUUUAUGUGCAUUAAAAGUGAGGGAAAUGGGCUUGCUCAGUUUUAUUAUACCAUUAAGUAAAUAUUUACAUUUCACCCAGACUUCUUUUCACGAUUAUAAAAAAGGAGUCGUUGUGGAUUAAAUUUUGCAGACUAAAUGUAGGACAGGUACAAUUUUUGAUAAAUAGCACAUUUAUAGGGAACUCAAAGAAAACUGACUUAAAAUGAUAAGGAUAAUGGGGAAAAGUUACCAUAAAGUAGCAGCUUGAUAUUUCAUUGUUUUUCUCAUCCCCGGAUUUCAAAAUCGGGUUCAUUGAAUGUAAAAGUCAAUACUUACUUGGGGAAUAAUUCUCCUAAAUUGUAAGCUUUACAUAAUGUUUGCAUAGUAAGAUGUUUCUGCUUCCAGCCUUUAGGAAUUCAGAUCUGAUCAGAAUUUAACGAGAGGGAGGUUAUUUUACAGUAAAGACGGAGGGAGAACAAGAUGUCCCGAGCUUCUGACACUCUCCCUUGAUAGUGUUGUCACUGUCACUACAGCUUGUCAGGAUAUUAAGCAUCUCAUCAGAAAUACAGGAAUUAUGUGUAUUAAUACCAAAGUGCUAUUUUACAGAAUCGUUUUCAAAGCUACAUCGCUGAAUAGCUUUUCCUCUUUCAACACGGUACCUGCCCAGCUUCAGUUUGGCAAGAGGUAUCAUACGUAACGCUGACAGCUAAGCAAGGGUCUAAGAAACGAGCCUUUUUACAAAUCAAGUUACAGAAGACUGUGGGUGCCCAAGCACCGAGAGCACGCGCCUGCUUUCCUAAGCCCGUGUCCUCCAGCCUGACAAAAGCACAAGGAGCCAAGUGAUAGACUUUUUCAAGUUUUUGGAAACAAUGCUGUAUGUGGAUCACACCUCUCUGGAGAAAGGCAGUUUUUGUAGCAAGUGUUUUUAUGAAUUCUCAGUCUCCAAGGAAGCUUUCUAUCUCUCACCUGUGGCAAAAUGACUUCUUUCGUGUCUUCUUGUCAUCUCACAUUAGCAUUUAUCUGGUUGCCAGAUGCCGCUGCAUCUUCUCAGACCUCCCCCCACCUCCAGACACCACCCAGAAAUAUGCAAGCACAAUUUCCAAGAGCGCCUUGUGUGAAGAGGGAUGAGACCAGACCAGCCCCUCCCUUGCCACUAGAGUCAUUGCUUGAAGAUGGGAAAGAUGCGGUUUUGCCCGUUUUGCCACAGUCUUUUUUUCCUUAUCGUCUCUGUGUUGAGCUCUAUAACACUCUGGGGGUUGGGAAGCCAACGUUUCUAAAACAGUGAAAGUUGAAGAGGUGUAUUUUUUUUUUUAAUUUGUUCAACUCCAGUGGAAUGUUUUUAACGAAAAGACAGAGAAAAUGUGUGUGAUCCUUUAAUAACACAUCUCUAUAUAAAGUAGAUAUAGUUUAUACCAAAAUUAUAAUAUAGAUAUAUACAAAAAUAGGUGCCUUUUUGAUUACCCUUGUUUGUCCACUAUUGUCUGGGAAAGAAAAGCAAGCUUCUGCUUAUCCUAUAGUAAUAUUUUAUUACACAUGAUUGGUAUUUUUGUGGUGGGGAAGUAAGACGCUCCUGACAGGUAUGAAGGGUGGUAGCUGAUUAUUUUACUUCUAGAGGUUUAGGAAUUAAGAAAAUACUCUUUCCACCAAUUUUUGAACGGUUCUUUGUAGAUUUAUAUAUAGUUAAGCUGCAUAAACAUUAAUUUUAGGCUUGAGAUAUAAAAUACCUAUAUUAUGAGGCUGAAUUCAUUACACAAGAUGAAAUUCACUUCAAAAAUUCAUUAUAUCUUAGCUAUUUGCUUCUGAUCAUCUAAAAGUGGCUGGAGUAUGCUUGUUUUGGGUAACGUGACAUGGUGCUGAGAAAGCUUUAGUUAAGGAAGAAGCUAUGUAAACAAGUGAUAAAUGAAAGUCUCCUUCUCAAGUAUUCCUUGCCCAUUAGGUCCUUCCCAGGCCGCUGUCAACUAUCGAUGAUCCAAAAACUCAUGACAUUGUAUAAUGCUUCUGUCGUCAUCAUUCCAGGAUGCUUAGGCUCCUGGAGUCCACAAGCCUGGAAGGGCCCCCAGGGCAAAUCUCAUCCCCAGUUGUCCAUGUUACUUUAGUGUAUUCAUGGAAAUUCCAUAUGUUUUUGGUGUUAGAUAUAUGGUAUUCAGUUUGCAUAGUGUAUACUUCUUUGUAAUCCAGUGCUAUUAAGAAUGCUUUACUUAAAGGAAAAAAAGAAAUCUGCAUUGUAGUCCCAUUCUUCAGUGUCCACACAAUGAAUAGCUGAGCAUCUUAGAAGCAGCAGCGAGUGUGUUACAGGCAUGGUGUGGAACAGUUUGGCCUUUGGCUUGUGAUAAAAGUGCAAAAUUGAAUCACUGUGCAGUUUGGCUUUUAUUUACUUUAAAAUGUGUAGAAUUGUGGUUGAUUAAUUUGCAAGAUUUUACUAACUUUGAGAGCUUACAGUUUUGAAGGAAACAAUGUUUUUAAAAUGAAGGGGCUCACAGAAGAAACAACCCAAUGUUACUAAUAGAAUCUGGCUUUUGUUAUGCAAGUUGUUAACACCAGCUAUUAAAAUAUAUUUUAGUA